CACGAUAAUAACCGAUUGACAGUCAGCUGAUGCCUUCUAUUGCUAUUGCUAUUAUUUCGGCGCCUACGUUGUUUACAUUUUUUGUUGUUGCAAGUGUGAUCAAAACGCGCGCCAACCAUGACGUCGAUCGCGUUGAGAAUAUUCAAUUUCCCUCCCAUAUUUACAAGCGUCGACGUGCGGGAGUUUUUACAUCUCUUCGGAUUGGAAACGGUUCGCUUUAUCAAACGUAGAAACGCUGACGGUGCGAUUGUAAGUGUAGACAACGAUUCGGAAGCACGGCUAGUGAUUGCACGCUUACAUCAGCUGCUGAUCAAAACACACCGAUUAAAAGUAGAGUAUUCGAAUGAAGCCGAGCCAAUCUCAACCCAUCCCUCGUGGAAAGAAGCUACAAAACGUAAUACCGUCGUCAGCUCCGAGGAGAGAUGUUUUCCGGUCGCAUUUGAAGGAUUCCCACCGUCACAUCUUUCAUACCGGUACCCCAAAUCGUCGCCGGAAAUAUUGGAAAACAUCACCAACGAGCUUGCUUCGAACACUGCACUCUACUAUCAGACGCUACAUUUGAUGAACAAAAUGAACCUGAAACCACCGUUUGAAAGUCGACAGAAAACGGACCCAAUCACACCCAUAGCGCCGGAAGAAAGUCUCCAAACACAUCCAGCUAGUUUGUCGGAAGAGGAAUCUGAGCUUGAAUCGGAUUCUGAAUUAAGCAGUACUAGAAAGACAAAAGCAACCUUUAACUUGUUAAAACGCACAAUGAAGGUAGUCAAUUAUGACCCUUCUAUGGUAGAACAACAAAUCAUGCAGAAGUCACAGAAAAAGGCCAAACUAGAAAUAAACAUUUCCGGAGCAUCACUGACGGCACCACCACCACAAGGAAACGUUUGCAGCGAUACGGUUUUAGCAUCACCGGAGAUUAUACCAUCCACCCAGGAAGAGGCUCCCACACUUUCGAUGGAUGAUAUUUUAAGCAACCGAAUUCCUGACGAGCAACGAAAAACAUUGAAUGUUUUCCAAAGCUACAGCCCAGGAGAACCGACCAACAAGCUGUACAUUAGGAAUCUCUCCAAACAAGUGGCGGAAGAGGAUCUAAUAGCACUGUUUAGCAUUUUCUUCCAAGGUUCGGAACUGCUCAAAACUAUGGACGUAAGGUUGAUGAAAACGGGAAGAAUGAAGGGCCAAGCUUUUGUGACUUUCGUUCCUGUAGAGGCGGAUGAAGAUUUGCCUAGUAGCAAAAGAUUUCAGAAAUGUAUUGAGCGAGCAAUGAACACAGUGAAUGGGUACAUUUUAAAGGACAAACCUGUGGUAGUUUCUUAUGCAAAGAGUUCGUGAGAAGCAUAAUAAAUUAUGUGAUAAAAGAA
Molecule: messenger RNA, 1358 nt
Organism: Anopheles funestus (African malaria mosquito)
Lineage: Eukaryota; Metazoa; Arthropoda; Insecta; Diptera; Culicidae
Product: RNA-binding region-containing protein 3
Exons: 1
Coding region: 118-1329 (403 amino acids)
Biological process (GO): mRNA splicing, via spliceosome
Cellular component (GO): U12-type spliceosomal complex
Molecular function (GO): pre-mRNA intronic binding; U12 snRNA binding
Source: RefSeq, a predicted model, not a curated record